AAACGAAAGUAUUGUAGUAAACUGACGCUUCCCGCACGCUAGGUGGGUGUGUAAUUAGGUAUUUUACAGACGGGAGUAGAAAAAAAAAUUAAGUGUACAUAAAUUAUCACACCUUUUCAUUUCUUUCGAUAAGAGGUUAAAAAAUCGCACACCACUUACACUUGGGAUUCUAUAAGAACUUUUAUAUUUUGCAUAAAGAACUCUAAAGUCAUCUUAAGAUCUUGUAUUCUCUUUUAUCCAUUAAAUAUGUUGUGUGGUAAACGACAUUUCAACGAGUUCAUUUGACACGAGCGGGGCGAGUGUUUAAUAAACCAGUGAGUCAAAAAGUUUACCGAACGUGUUGCAUACUAUACUUUUUCUACGACCGUUAUUUGUCAAUUUGUCAAUCCUGACAUGACUGUCAGGAUUAACAAACGUAAAAAUUCAAAGCGUGGGAAAUAUCUCCGACAACAUCUGGUCCCAAACCCGUGCGGUAAAAUCCCGGAAAUGUGCGAAGUGGCUCGGAUUCCUGGCAAACGAAAAUGACGUGGUAAAGUGACGCUUCCCACACGCUAGAUCGGUGUGUAAUUAGAUAUUUUACAGGCGGGAGUAGAAAAAAGAUUUUCUUUCUAUUCCUUAAUAGCCUAUUAUGCUCGAUUUUAAACAACCUAUACCUGUCUUGAAAAUUUUCAUAAUUUUCUGUUGUUGAAACAAAUAUUUCAGUUCUUACUUGAGUUUUUUACAUCGUAGCAUUAUUGUUACGCAUAUUAAAUGGUACGUUUGAGAAUAUACAUGUUAGAUUUUGACAAAAACACCGAAUAUUAAUAAACGGACAUCAAAAUUUGUUGUUGGAAUAGUGCAGACAAAAGCAAUUAUUAUCUUUGCCGGCACAUUAUGUAUAUACGGAUAAAUUGACCCAGGCUGCAAACCAUGUCAAACAAAAUACGAUAAAUGUUAUCUGACCGAGUAGUAAGACAAUAUAUUGACUACAUUACUUCAAUCAUGUGGGGCCUGGCACAUCUCUUUGUAUUUUUCGCGUGUUUUUAUGGUAUUGUAUACGGAGAGCGAAACCCAUCGGUAGUAAUUGUUGGCGGAGGUCCAUCUGGUAUCGCCGCCGCUACCAAAUUACUAAAAAACAGUAUCACCAACAUCAAAAUAUUGGAAGCGGAAAACAGGCAAGGCGGAAGGGUCAACAGCGUUAAAUUUGGAGACGGUUACGUGGACCUGGGUGCCCAGUUUUGUCACGGAGAGAAAGACAAUAUCGUUUAUUCGUUGACGAAAGAUUUGGGCGUUUUGAAGCAUGCAAGUGGUGAUGUUAAAAUUCUCUAUUCAAAUGGGGUGGACAUUGACCAACAGAUACAGGACAAAAUUUUUCACUUCGCACAUUCUUUAGACGCUUCCGAAUCUGACGAUGAAAACAAAAGGGUAUGUCAGAAUCUAAGUUCGGUUGGUGAUUGUUUUGAUAAGAGGUACAACAUAUUAUUGCAAUCUGCGCACAAUGUCGAGGAGGAACGACUUUUGAAGGACCUUAAACUGUGGACAAUAGGAUAUCUUCUCCAGUAUGAUAGCUCGUUCGACCUUGGCGAUUUAUUGAGCACAUCCGAUUACAAGAAGUGUGACGGAGAUCUCUUCUUAAACUGGAAUGGUCAUGGCUACAAGACCGUUUUGGAAGUAAUGAUGCAGAAAUUUCCUAACCGAGACAAUCAGCUUCCAAUUGAUGACAAGAUUUUGCUUAACAAGGAGGUCAUCAAUGUGAAAUACAAAAGUGGUGAUCAGAUUGCGGUGGUCUGCAAAGACGGGAGCUCCUAUUCGGCGGACCAUGUACUUUUUACCCCUUCCGUCGGCGUGUUGAAACACGACCACGAAACCUUGUUCGAUCCCCAGCUGCCGAAAGAAAAAGUGGAUGCUAUUAAAAAUAUCGGCUACGGUGCCAUAAUGAAAAUUAUUCUCCAUUUUCCGCAACCAACGACAAGCAUUAGUAAUAUUUUAGGUAUAGUUUGGAGGGAGGAAGAUUUGAAGAAACUCAAAGAGUUGAACAUAGACUGGUUACAAAGCCUCUCGGGAACUGUAAGAGCGGAAAAUAACAACAACGUACUCAUUGGUUGGUACGCCGGUGAACGAGUUCCGGCAAUAGAAAAAUUAACGGACGAAGAAAUUUUGGAGGGCCAAAAUUAUUUGGUUGAAAAAAUACUCGGUCCUAAAUACAACCUUACUCUUCCGGAUCAAUUUAUAAGGUCUUCAUGGUAUUCUAAUCCCCACUUCAGGGGUACUUAUUCCUACGAAUCAGUUAAAGGCCAUUCCAGUGGAGGUAAACGAUUUCCUGACAAACUGGCUUCGCCCUUAUUAGAUGACAACGGAGUUCCUAGAGUUCUGUUUGCGGGCGAAGCUACUCAUCCGUAUUAUUUUUCAACUGUGCAUGGUGCGAUAGAAACAGGCUAUAGAGAAGCCGAAAGACUAAUAGAUUAUUACAAAAUAAAACAAUAAGAAACAAAAUGUUGUUAUUAUUUAUAGGGAAGAUUUUUUGAAAAAUGAAAAUUUGUGUCCAUAGUUAUGGCAUUAA
Messenger RNA from Cylas formicarius (sweet potato weevil), 2539 nucleotides. RefSeq names its product spermine oxidase-like. NCBI's taxonomy places the organism in Eukaryota, Metazoa, Arthropoda, Insecta, Coleoptera, Brentidae. Gene Ontology annotation, molecular function: polyamine oxidase activity. The transcript is spliced from 4 exons. Bases 931 to 2463 code for a protein of 510 amino acids. The record is from RefSeq and is a predicted model, not a curated record.